Rosa rugosa (rugosa rose) is the source of this 774-nucleotide messenger RNA. RefSeq lists its product as uncharacterized. The record is from RefSeq and is a predicted model, not a curated record. The coding region runs from base 98 to 532 and encodes 144 amino acids. Lineage: Eukaryota; Viridiplantae; Streptophyta; Magnoliopsida; Rosales; Rosaceae. The transcript has a single exon.
AGGAUAUGGUUUUAUUCUCUUUCCAAAAUAGCAAUGUGAGGCUCUAAGUUGCCCAAGAUAAACAUGGUAUCUUACUAUCUUUUGUGCUAGCUAGAGAAUGAAGAAAAAGUUACAGAAUGACCAUGAACAAGAACUUGAAAUCCUCAAGGCUGUGGCACAAGCCUGGCAGAGCAUCAGCAACUCCGGCAGCUCUAGGCCCAUGACGGAGUUUGACGCGCGCCGGAGAAACUACAAGGGCAGGUUACCGUCUCGGUUCAAGCUCGAAGCAAUGAGAAAAGCAGCAUCAUCUAGUGAGAGUGGUACCAAUGCAAAAUGGGACUUUGGACAAUCACUGUGGGAUGCUUAUGAGAUUGUGGCAGUGUCCAAAAGGUUAGAGUCAGGGUUAGUACUUGAUGGUGAGCUAGAUGGUUCUUCGGGUAGGGUCCAUCGGAGGCGUAGAGAGAGUAAGAACAGCCUCAGGAAUUUUUUUGAUAAAAGGUCUUCAAGGAGAUAUACUGAGGCUGUUAUACCACACACUGAUGAUGAUACUUAAUUCUACUUAUUUUCUGGGUUUUGGCAGCCUUAUUGCUAUUGCUAAUGUGAGAUUCAUUUAUUGGGUGCAUUAUGCACAUAACUUUUGACACUGGAGUUGCGCAACAAAAGAAGAAAAGUAUGAAUUUGUAUGUGCUUUUUCUUUCUGUUUGAAGCAACUUUCAUCUUCAUGUGCUAUGCUGCAGAUAAAAUUCUUGUAUCACUAAUGCUUAAAGAAUCAUUAUGGUUAGUUUCUUAUCUAUA